Molecule: messenger RNA, 519 nt
Organism: Closterium sp. NIES-65
Lineage: Eukaryota; Viridiplantae; Streptophyta; Zygnematophyceae; Desmidiales; Closteriaceae
Source: the annotation of a GenBank genome assembly
AUGGAGGUAGACUCGCCUUCGCAGAACCCAGCGAAAACGGCGGCAACGCCGACAAAUGCGCCGGCGGCCGGGAAACUGCCGGUGAAGCCGAAAUUCUCGGCGCUAACGGCGGCGGAAAUGGGGGGAAGCAAGUUCGAGUUCCGCAAGAUUCCCGUGCCGCCCCAUCGGUACACGCCGCUCAAGGAACGAUGGAUGGACAUAUACACUCCGGUGUUUGAACAAAUGAAGAUCGACAUUCGCAUGAACCUCAAGGCGCGCAAGGUGGAGCUGAAGACGCGGAGGGACACGGCGGACCCGUCGGCGCUGCAGAAGUGCGCCGAUUUCGUGACGGCGUACAUGAUGGGAUUCAGCCUCACAGACGCCAUCGCCAUGCUGCGAAUCGAUGACCUCUAUAUCGAAUCAUUCGAGAUCAAGGUGCGGAGUGGGAGGAGGGUGGGAAGAGAGUGGGAGGAGGGUGGGAAGAGAGUGGGAGGAGGGUGGGAAGAGAGUGGGAGGAGGGUGGGAAGAGGGUGGGGAUGA